Erinaceus europaeus (western European hedgehog) is the source of this 1844-nucleotide messenger RNA. It is a transcript of the gene TSPAN13, whose product is annotated as tetraspanin 13. NCBI's taxonomy places the organism in Eukaryota, Metazoa, Chordata, Mammalia, Eulipotyphla, Erinaceidae. The record is from RefSeq and is a predicted model, not a curated record. The transcript is spliced from 6 exons. The coding region runs from base 257 to 871 and encodes 204 amino acids. Gene Ontology annotation, cellular component: membrane.
CGGGGAAGGUUGGGCGGGGCUCCCGGUCGGGCUCGGGCUCGGGCUCCGGCUCCCGCUGCGGUGGCUGCGGGUUCUACGGCGCGGGUCCCAGUCGUCGCGGGCGCGCCGCGCAGUGCCGCCCCAGCCCAGGCCCCUUGCUCUGUCCGCGCGGCUCCCUUGACUUGGCCAGGCCCCAAAAGCAAAGACAAAGAGCGUGUGCAGUGGUUUCCUCCGGGCUCAGAUUUACCUGAGGUUAUCGGGAACCACAGCCUCCAAGAUGGUUUGCGGAGGCUUCGCUUGUUCAAAGAACUGCCUGUGCGCGCUCAACCUGCUCUACACCUUGGUGAGUCUGCUGCUAAUUGGCAUUGCUGCAUGGGGCAUUGGCUUUGGGCUGAUCUCCAGUCUGCGGGUGGUUGGCGUAGUCAUUGCUGUGGGCAUAUUCUUGUUCCUGAUCGCACUUGUUGGACUUAUUGGAGCUAUAAAACAUCAUCAGGUGUUGCUGUUUUUUUACAUGAUUAUUCUCUUACUUGUAUUUAUUGUUCAGUUUUCUGUAUCUUGUGCUUGUUUAGCCCUGAACCAGGAGCAACAGGGACAGCUUCUGGAGGUUGGUUGGAACAAUACAGCAAGUGCUCGAGAUGACAUUCAGAGAAAUUUAAAUUGCUGUGGUUUUCGAAGUUUUAACCAAAAUGACACCUGUCUGGCGAGCUGUGUUAAAAGUGACCACCCCUGCUCACUAUGUGCCCCAAUAAUAGGAAAAUAUGCUGGAGAAGUUUUGAGAUUUGUUGGUGGCAUUGGCCUCUUCUUCAGUUUUACAGAGAUCCUGGGUGUUUGGCUGACCUACAGAUACAGAAACCAAAAAGAUCCUCGUGCUAAUCCUAGUGCAUUCCUUUGAUGAGGAAAGAAUGAAUACCUUUCAUAUACUGAUCUCGUUCACUUACUCUAACUUUAAGUUAUGCUUAUUUGCUUGGUUAAAGAAACAGUAUCUGGAAUUACAUAUGUUUUUACUCUUAUGUUUCUCUUAAAUGUUUUUCUGUUUCCAUUGCUGAAGAUAAAAUUGGAACUUGUGGUUUCCCCUGAAGCUCAGUGGUACCUGUAAUCUACUGUAUUCACAGUGUCUGGCUAUGUCCGCUGUGGCCUUUCUUAGCAUUUUUACCUGCAGAAAAAAACUUUGUAUGGCACUAUCAUGUUGAUUAUAUCGUGAAUCUAAAUAUACAUCUCACUGGAAUAAUUCAUGUGUGUAGCACUGUGCUGUAGAUAGUUCCUACUGGUAAAAAAAUUGCAAUUUAUUAAAGCCAGAAAGUAUGAGAUUCUCUCAUGUUGAGUUCAGUAGGGGCAGUCUAAAUCCCACCCCCCCAAAUCUUUUUAGGAAAGAUGUAUUGUGGUGAAAAUUGUAACUAUAAAAGUGAUAAUUUAGUUCUAGUAGUCUUGUAUGAUUACACUGUGUAUUCUAGAAGUAGCUAUGCUACUAGGAAAGUGUAGUUUAGUUUUUGCUUUUCACAGGCUAAGUGCAAAGGAGAAAUAGACUCAUGAAAUGUUCUACUGUCAAGCUUUUGGAUUGGGAAGAGUUUGAAAAGUUCAAAGAGUAUAUCUAUAUAAUCUUGAUAUUCUUUUAUAAUGAUUUACAGCCUGAAAUGCUAUGUUUUUAAACAAGUCAUUAUUAAUGUAUAGGCCUAUGUAGGAGAAAAGCUUCUUGAUUAUCUUACAUAUUGUUAAAUAACUUUUUCAUGAAAUUUCUCAGUAUUGUAAAAGCAGCUUGUCAAAUUCAAGCAUAUUUGAUUGUGAUUUUUCCCCCCAUAAUUUGAAGUUGAAAUAGUAUUGUGGCUCUGUAUAAUGUGUUUAAAAAACAAUUAAAAGAUGGACUCUUU